AAUCCCUUUUCCAAAUCAAUCUUUUGUUUCUGCCAUUUUAAGAAAGAAAAAAAGAGUUUUUAACUACACUAAAAUGUGUGGUGGUGCAAUUCUUGCUGAUAUCAUUCCUCGCCGUGACCGCCGUUUGUCAUCUACCGACUUAUGGCCAAGUUCUGCAGAUUUCUGGCUAAAUUCUUCAUUUUCAAAGCCACUCUCCACCGAAAAUGUUCCUUUCAAGAACCAACGAGCUCAACCCUCUAGAGGUAGUGAGCAGAUCCAGAAAACCAAGAAGAGGCAAAGGAAGAAUCUUUACAGGGGAAUCCGACAGCGUCCAUGGGGUAAAUGGGCAGCUGAAAUCCGUGACCCGAGAAAAGGUGUCCGGGUUUGGUUAGGUACUUUCAACACUGCUGAAGAAGCUGCUAGAGCUUAUGACAAAGAAGCUCGUGAAAUCAGGGGUAAAAAAGCCAAAGUUAAUUUCCCCAACGAGGAUGAUAAUCUCUACAGUUAUCAACAAUCUCGUAAUGACAUUGGUUACGAAUCCUAUGAUACGACUUCUAAUGACCAGUCAAAUACUAACUGUUAUGGCUUUUACUCGGUCGAAAACAAUGAACCUGUUGUGGAAUAUCCAAUUAUAGCUAACAAAAGUACUUCAUGUGAGGAGCAAAAAGCAGAGAAUAACGAAGUGUUGAAAUUGUCUGAGGAGUUGAUGCCUUACGAGUCAUUGAUGAAGUUUUAUGAGAUACCUUAUGUUGAUGGGCAAUCAGCGGCAACGGUGAAUCCGGUGGUGGAAGGCGUUGUGGGCGGUGGCCCGAUGGACCUUUGGAGUUUCGAUGAUGCAGUUCAACAGUGUCCAUAAACUAGUUACUAUAAUAUUGGAGUUUGAUUUUUUUUUUUAUCCCUUUUUUGUCUAAUGUCUCUAUGUAGUGAGUAGUAGUAACAACAACAAUAACGAUGACUCAAAUGAACAAAUUGAAUUCGACUAUACGAAUCUUCACUGCUUCAUUUAAGCACAA
This is a messenger RNA of Lycium ferocissimum, 992 nucleotides long. RefSeq names its product ethylene-responsive transcription factor RAP2-3-like. The coding region runs from base 74 to 835 and encodes 253 amino acids. Gene Ontology annotation, molecular function: DNA-binding transcription factor activity; DNA binding. NCBI's taxonomy places the organism in Eukaryota, Viridiplantae, Streptophyta, Magnoliopsida, Solanales, Solanaceae. The transcript is spliced from 2 exons. Gene Ontology annotation, biological process: ethylene-activated signaling pathway; regulation of DNA-templated transcription. The record is from RefSeq and is a predicted model, not a curated record.